Molecule: messenger RNA, 1145 nt
Organism: Ipomoea triloba (trilobed morning glory)
Lineage: Eukaryota; Viridiplantae; Streptophyta; Magnoliopsida; Solanales; Convolvulaceae
Product: DNA repair protein XRCC3 homolog
Exons: 2
Coding region: 37-888 (283 amino acids)
Biological process (GO): t-circle formation; resolution of mitotic recombination intermediates; double-strand break repair via synthesis-dependent strand annealing
Cellular component (GO): Rad51C-XRCC3 complex; replication fork
Molecular function (GO): ATP-dependent DNA damage sensor activity; four-way junction DNA binding; ATP binding
Source: RefSeq, a predicted model, not a curated record
CCUAAUCGCAAAUCGCAAACACAACAACAGAGCAUUAUGAAUCCAGAAGAUCUUCUUCAACCUCUCUUAAUCACCCAAACACGGAAGUGCACUCUUGGCUGCCCACUUCUAGAUCGCCUCCUCGCCGGCGGCGUCCCUUGCAACUCUGUAACCGAGCUAGUCGCCGAGAGCGGCUGCGGAAAAACCCAAAUCUCCCUCCAACUCCUCCUCACUGCCCAGCUCCCUUUCUCCCUCGGCGGCCUCUCCGCCUCCUCUCUCUACCUCUACUCCGAGCCUCCUUUCCCUCUCCGCCGCCUCCGCCAGCUCUCCCUUUCUUUCCCCGCUCUUCACAACCCCUUGGAUAAGAUCCUCACCCACCCACUUCACUCUGCAUACCACCUGCUCGACCUAUUGCCCCGCAUUGACUCCAUUCUAUCCCGCCCCCCAGCACCCCUUUCCCCUAUCAAGCUAGUGGUUAUUGACUCCAUAGCCGCGCUAUUUCGCUAUGAAUUCGAGAACAAGCCGCGGGAGCUUAAGCAGAGGUCGGAUUUGUUCUUCAAGAUUUCGGGGAAAUUAAAGGAGCAAGCGAGGAGGUUUGGUUUGGCGGUGUUGGUGGUUAACCAGGUUGUGGAUGUGGUGAAUGCUUCUGAAUCGAUUCGGAUUGGCAAUUUGCCUUCGCUGUACACUUCUGGAAGGAAUGUGUGUGCUGUUCUGGGAUUAUCCUGGGCGAAUUGUGUGAAUACGAGGUUGUUUUUGUCCAAGCAUGAGGAAAGAGUGGGUGAAGAUGGAGAUGGGUGUGCUCUUAUGCAGAAAAGACAGUUUAUGCGCGUUGUGUUUUCCCCCUAUCUGCCUGAUUCUUCCUGCGAAUUUGUUAUUAGAAAAGAAGGGGUUUUUGGAGUUGAAAGGUAGCCAUUCCGUUUCAACUUUCAAUGAUAUGAGGUCAAGUAAUGUACAAACCCACAGUUUACUCAACAGGCAGGGCAUAUUUUCAACCCCAAAAAGACAAGGAAAAAUAACCUCCAUUCAGUCAAGAGCCUUGAAGGAUAGAUCUUUUGAUUAUGAAGAAGGAAGCAUUAUUAGCAUCGACCACUUAUCAACGCAUGCAUGUGCUUUUUGGCAGACGCAGUAGGUUGUUCUGACACUUAAUAUCACAUUUUCAAGCAUUC